Messenger RNA from Blepharisma stoltei, 629 nucleotides. The record is from the annotation of a GenBank genome assembly. Lineage: Eukaryota; Ciliophora; Heterotrichea; Heterotrichida; Blepharismidae.
AUGGGCCAUUACACAAACCUCCCAAUUUUAAAACCGAACAGAUUAUUAAACAUGCCAAUUUUUGCUCAGAAUAAGCACAAAAAAUCAAUAUCAUUAAACCACAGUCUUAUAAGCUCAGACAAAAGCAAGGCUCUCGAUAUAAAUAAAUCAUAUACAUUAAUCACAAAAGAUCAAAUAAUUGACUGCAUGAAGAGCUCCCAAUCUUUCAAAACUAUGUUUGUAAAAGAUAAUAACAAAGAUAAGCAUAAAACUAUUGAAAAGACUAUGAAUGCUUUAGCAGCAAUUCAAAGAAAAGUAUAUAGAAUUCACAGUCUAAAACAAACUUCAAACUGUAGUUUUAAUUCCGUGAUCCCUGCUCCUAAAACUUAUGGAAAGAAAAAGCUUAAAAGAUGCACCUCAUAUGCACCUCGUAUAUAAUAUUUAUAAUUGAAUAUUCUUUUACCAUUUUCCAGAAAACUGGGUUUUAGCCCUUGAGGAAAUCUUAACAUAUUAAAUUGUAUCAUAUAAAAAUAUGAUCUAAAACAUCAGAAAAGCCUAAUGAUGUCUUUAAGUCAAGCUUAUCCGCUUGAAUGAUAGAAGAAACAAAACGAGAUUUGUUAACGCCGUCUCCAAGAAUUAAUAUUAAAUAA